GUGUUUUAAUUAGUUAACACUUUUGCGAAACUUAAUAAAAGUUACUUAAAAUAACUAUUAUUAAAUAUAAUUAUUACAUAUCAUAUUUUUCAUAAAUAGUGAUAGGUAUAGUAAAAUCAGGUUAUUCUAGAACUUUUUAUAAAAAUGUGAAAAUUGUUUGGGACUUUACGUUUGUUGGAUCCAUCAAAAUUAUGGAUGAGGACUUAGAACAACUACUUCCUACUACUAGUGAAGAAGUUGAUAACAGAAAUCGAAUACGUCCGAGUUGGGGAAUCCGCCAUCUUCAAGUGUUGUUUUAUUUUUUACUUUUGACAUACACUUACUCUAUGAGAAGUGUUCUUUCUGUAGCAAUUGUUGCUAUGAAUGACAAUUCGACGUCAUCGAAUCCUAAUAUUGAGACAUACGAUUGGAAAAACCAAAGUGUUGUAUUAUCGGCAUUUUUCUGGGGGUACUUUAUACUCCAGGUGCCCGCUGCUCAACUAGGGAAAAAAUUCGGGGCCAAAUGGAUACUGGUAGGUUGCGCAUCUGUAGAUUCGGUAUCUUGUAUGUUGAUACCAACAAUGGCUAAAUAUUUUGGCGCUGAAGGAGUCAUCGCAUGUAGAAUUUCUCAAGGAUUGGCACAGGGAGGUAUACCGCCAUUGGUGCAUAUGUUGUUAGGACGUUGGGCACCACCAUCUGAGAGAUCCGUUCUUACCACGAUUACAUACGUAGGUUCUGUAUUUGGAAAUAUUGUAGCACUAUCAGUAACUGGAGCAAUCUGUUCAAGUCAGUUUGGUUGGCCUGUGGCAUUCUACCUCUUUGCAGUUUUAGAACUAGUAUGGAUAGUUAUGUGGAUUUUGUGUGGAUCAAAUAGACCAAGUUUGCAUAAACAUAUUACUGAGAUAGAAAGAGAUUAUAUAGAAAGUAGUUUAGGCCAGAAGGAAAAAAAGGUACGCAAUACUCCAUGGAAAAAAAUUUUUACUUCUUCUCCAUUUUGGGCUGUGACUUUAGCAUUUGUAGGAGCAAAUUGGGGUAGUUCAAUAUUAUUAACCCAAACCCCAACAUAUUUACAUAAUGUACUUAAUUAUGAAAUUAAAUCUAAUAGUUUACUAUCAGCCGCCCCAUACGUGGCUAUGGGAUUGUGUUCAGUAAUAUUUAGUCCUAUCUGUGAUUGUAUGAUAAAUAAAAGUAUUGUUAGCCGUGGAAAUGCCAGGAAAAUAUUCAAUAGUAUCGGUACUCUGCUUCCAGCUCUUAGUCUAACAUUAUUUGGAUUUAUUCCAAAAGAACAUUCAUAUCUAUCAGUAGCUCUUUUGAUUUUUAAUGGUGGUAUGACUGCAGGAGGGUUCUGUGGCUUCCAGGUGAACCACGUUGAUCUCUCGCCAAAUCAUUCCGGAAUUCUCAUGGGAAUCACGAACAGUUCUACCAGCAUAUUUUCGAUUAUUUCUCCACUUAUCGUGCAGUAUAUCGUCACUGAUCUGACUAACCAGAUACAGUGGAGAAUAAUAUUCAUGACUGCAGCUUGCGUUUAUUUUGUGACGGACAUAUUUUUCAUUAUUUUUGCUUCGGGGGAAGUACAGGAGUGGAAUGAUAUUGAAACACAACCAGAAAUACCCCCUAAUGAGCAUAAUCAAGAUAUAGAAAACCAAAGUUCAACGGAAUAAAAUGUUUUAUUUUGUGAUAUUCUUAGGAACUAAAAUAAACUAAAAUGUUAAAAAAAUAUAUUGGGUAGGUACAUUACGUAACUCUGUUGUGAUGUUUAUUCUUUAGCAAAAGUGAGCAAGGAAUUACUGGUUUUUUUUUCUGUUACAUUUUACUCUUAAUUUUAUAAUCCAUUAUCUAAUUGCAUCAGUAGAUACUUAAAUAUUUUUAAUUUUAUCUAUUUUUAUUAUCAUCAUCAUCAUCAUCAUCAUCAUCAUGGCAUCUACACUCCUAGCGGAGUGAUUGCCGCCCUCUUUGGGCUCUUCCGAUUCGUUUGUCGCGGUGAAUCAAUCCGCAUUAACAUUUUCGUUCUACAAUUGGUUGUGUGACUUGGCAUCUUCUACAAUUUUCCUCCAUUCGUUCCUGUUUUUGCUUCUGGUUACCCAUUCUCUGACUCCCAUCUUCUUAAGGUCCUCCACUAUCUGGUUCUCCCAUCUAGUUUUCGCGUGAUGCGCCACGCUCCAUUGGAUUCCGACUUAAGCUUUUCUUCCAUAUUAACGUUACCUUCCAGUGCAGUAGUUUCUCUAGAUUUUGUCCCUAGGUAUUACACCAGAAGUGCUUCUAAAUGUUCGAUGGUGCCAAAUUUGAAAAUUAUAUCUUAAGAGUGAUGUAGCACAGAAAAAUGAUAGUUUUAAUUUUUAUCAUACCUACCUAAUUCUUUAACAGUUGUAAUUUUUUUAGUUCCAUUUUAAAAAUGUUUUGUGGACAUAAGGAAUAAGUACAAUUUUUGAAAUAAAUUAAACUGAUUUUAGUUCUAAAGACAUUUAAAUAGAUCAGACAUUUGUUUAAAAAUGAUAUAUGUACAAAUACUCUGAUUAGUUCACAAAAAGUAUUAUUUUUAUGUGUGUAGUUUUUAUUAAACUGUAAUAAAAGAUUUUUAAUUUUA
Messenger RNA from Diabrotica virgifera virgifera (western corn rootworm), 2563 nucleotides. RefSeq names its product putative inorganic phosphate cotransporter. Gene Ontology annotation, biological process: monoatomic anion transport; transmembrane transport. Lineage: Eukaryota; Metazoa; Arthropoda; Insecta; Coleoptera; Chrysomelidae. Bases 192 to 1640 code for a protein of 482 amino acids. The record is from RefSeq and is a predicted model, not a curated record. The transcript is spliced from 8 exons. Gene Ontology annotation, molecular function: transmembrane transporter activity. Gene Ontology annotation, cellular component: plasma membrane.